Messenger RNA from Chaetomium strumarium, 2282 nucleotides. RefSeq lists its product as uncharacterized. Gene Ontology annotation, molecular function: CC tRNA cytidylyltransferase activity; RNA binding; ATP:3'-cytidine-cytidine-tRNA adenylyltransferase activity. Gene Ontology annotation, biological process: tRNA 3'-terminal CCA addition. The transcript is spliced from 2 exons. NCBI's taxonomy places the organism in Eukaryota, Fungi, Ascomycota, Sordariomycetes, Sordariales, Chaetomiaceae. The record is from RefSeq and is a predicted model, not a curated record. The coding region runs from base 318 to 2141 and encodes 607 amino acids.
CACAGUGUCAUGUGUAUGUACAUCCACUGUGCGUCGUCUUCAAGCUUGAACUUGUGAUCUUUCCCAACUCAAUGAUCCGCCUCAAUCACUACAGCUUUGGCUUCCAAAUUGGCUACUUUGCCUUUCAGCUGGAUAUCAUUUGGAACAGAAUCUGCAGCUUCAUGUGAGCUGCUCUUCUUCGUCUGUUGCUGCCACCGUGAAGAUUCCUGGAAUCCUGGCACUUCAAAAGUUCAGAUCAGAGUCAUCCGGCAAAGCAGGAGUCACUCCAACUCUGCAGUCUACAUGGGAGAGCCUGAGCAGCUUAUAGGACGGUGCACAUGCUUAUCCGUCCCGUCUCGCUCAAGUCACCACGGAGUCUGAACUUUUUUAUGCUCAUGAAGCGCAAGCUCCAUCAAACUUCGUCUCCACCCUCAGCAACUGCUUCACCAUCCAAGAGAACCGCAAUGGCCUCCAAGGAGCGUCUACAACACGAAGUACUCGCAUGGACGUCUGGGCAGGUGGGUAUGCGGGCACGUACCUUGCCCACCAUCACCCUCAACGCCCGCGAGGAGCAGCUCAAGACGCUCCUCCUCGAAGCGGCCAAAUCCAUCGACGACCAUGACUUUGAUGGUAGCACCGAUGCAACAACAGCAGCAGCAGCAGCAACUCAUCAGCCGCGUGACCGCCUCGUUCUGCGCUGGGCGGGCGGCUGGGUGCGCGACAAGCUGCUGGGCAUCACGUCGCACGACAUCGACACGGCCAUCAACGCCAUGACGGGCGAGGCCUUUGUCGACCGCCUGCGCGACUACUGCGACGUAGCCGCCCACCGCGAGCGCCACGCCCUGCAGCCCGAGGACAUCGGCCGCCUGCACACGGUGCCCCGCAACCCGGACAAGUCCAAGCACCUGGCCACCAGCACCAUCCGGCUGUGCGGCCUGGACGUGGACUUUGUGAAUCUCAGGAAGGAGACCUACACGGCGGAUAGCAGGAACCCCGUCGUGGAGUUUGGCACGGCCGAGGAGGAUGCCCUCAGGCGGGACGCGAGUGUCAAUGCCCUGUUCUAUAACCUGCACACGGGCGAGGUGGAGGACUUCGUGGGCGGGUUGGACGACUUGGAAAGGGGGCUGAUUCGGACGCCGAUGGAGCCGCUGCAGACGUUUCUCGACGACCCGUUGAGGGUGCUGCGGCUGGUGCGGUUUGCGAGUCGGUUAGGGUUCAAGAUUGAUGAGGAGGCCGAAAGGGUCAUGGCGGAUGAGAGGGUGCUGGGCAACUUGAGGGUCAAGAUCAGCAGGGAGAGGAUUGGGGUGGAGCUGGAGAAGAUGCUGAAAGGCAAACGGCCGGUCGAGUCGCUACGGCUUAUCGACAGGCUUGGACUCUAUCACGCCGUGUUUACGAACCCGGAGCGCGAGGAUAUGCCCCGGCCAGACACGACAACCUGGCGGGCGGCUUACGAGACCCUGGAGCAGCUGGAGACGACCAAAACUCCAGGAUCCAUCUACGACUUACUCGUCACGAAUGAAGAAGCGCGGUACUACGCUUGGUCGUUAGCAACCCUCACCCCAUGGGAGCAGCUGCCAGACGACCCGCCACUGGCGCCAGGAAAGCCCGCCUUGCCGCUGCCUAUGCAGGCGGCCAGAGGGGGCUUCAAGGCUCCCAACAAGCUGUGCGACAUCAUCACCGCCGCCCACCGCCACCGGGCCGCGAUCCUCGAGCUCCGGGAUGUGGUGCGCGAGAGGAGCCCAUCAAUGAACGAACGGGACCGCUUUGGGAUGACGAUCAGGGAGUGGGACUCCCGCGGCGGGAACUGGCGGCUGCAGGUGCUGUAUGCCAUUCUCGUUGAUGUGGAGAUCCGAGGAGAAGUAGGCAGCAAGGGAGGAGGAGGAGGAGGAGGAGGAGGAGGCGGCACCCUGGAGCAAGUGUUGGCGGAGUGGCAGCAGUUCCUGGACCACCUUGUCGAGCUGGACGUCAUGAACGCCCCGUCGCUCAAGCGCUUGGUGGACGGCAAGAUCCUGGCCAAGGAGCUGGGUGUGCAGCCCGGCGUUUGGAUGGGUGCCGCACUCAACGUAGCGCUGGCGUGGCAGUUUAGGAAUCCAGGGGCGCAGGAUCCGGCGGGCGCCAUUGACGAAGUGCGCAGGAGGAAACAGGAAUUGGGGAUCCCUUGAGUGCGGAAUGGUCGUUAAGUGGGCUUUGGACGGAACAAGACACUCAGAUGCUGCCAUCGAAAUCUGUUUGCGAUAAGGUAGUAGUGGCUUUAUUUAAAGCGUCGCGAUUUGAAAGAAUUGGAUUUAGUGGAGAGGGGCAUU